Molecule: messenger RNA, 1651 nt
Organism: Leucoraja erinaceus (little skate)
Lineage: Eukaryota; Metazoa; Chordata; Chondrichthyes; Rajiformes; Rajidae
Gene: fdx2
Product: ferredoxin 2
Exons: 5
Coding region: 27-566 (179 amino acids)
Biological process (GO): P450-containing electron transport chain; positive regulation of oxidoreductase activity
Cellular component (GO): mitochondrion
Molecular function (GO): 2 iron, 2 sulfur cluster binding
Source: RefSeq, a predicted model, not a curated record
CCGGGCCGGGCCCGCGUCGCGCUGUCAUGGCGGCGGCCAGCGGGCUGGGGCGGUGCUUGCGCCUCGCAGCGGGGACUGCCCGCCGGCGGGAGCACCGGGCCCGGGCUGAGCGGACCCGGGACCGACAUCUACACCUGCACCGGGCCCUCCACCUGCAGCCAGAUGCCCAUCAAUGUGAGGAUGCAGGCCAGAUGCCGGAGAGUUUAACAGAUGUAGUAAAUGUCACUUUCCUUGACCGAUCCGGGAAGAGAAUUCCUGUGAAGGGGAAAGUAGGAGACAACGUCCUCCGCUUGGCUCAGGAAAAUGGGAUUGAUCUGGAGGGUGCUUGUGAAGCUUCUUUGGCAUGUUCGACCUGCCACAUCUAUGUGAAUGAGGAACAUUUCGAUAAACUUCCUGAACCGGUUGAAAGGGAGGAAGACAUGCUGGACAUGGCACCCGUCCUGCAGAUCACCUCCCGGCUAGGAUGUCAGAUUAUCCUCACCAAAGAACUGGAAGGCAUGGAGCUCACGCUGCCUAAAAUCACCAGGAACUUCUAUGUGGAUGGGCAUGUGCCAAAGCCCCACUGAUGGGCAGCGGCGGUCUAGGUACGCGAUCUCCCUGAUGCUUCUAACGCACAACGUGACGAUGGGCUGUGCCGCCACCUCCACGCAGGAGCCGAGUGGACAUUAGAAGCAAAUGGAUACAUUUGGACUGGAGAGAAGAUGGAGGGCAAGAUAUCUCCGGGAGGGCGUGCAUUCCUCUCAUCAGUCUUUCUUCUUCACCCAGUUGUGUGCCUUUGGCCAAUGGGAUGAUGAGAUUAGAACAGAAUGGUAUAUGCGGUCAUUUAUUUUUUGUAUCUUUUCCUCUUUCCUCGCCCUGCCUCAUUCCCUCUCUCUGUCCCUCUUUCCUUCUCGUCCUCCUUCGCUUGGCUUAUCCAGUAUUCUUUCUCUACACAUCAUUAAUCUGUAUUGACCAUAUUUAUAUGUUAUGGUUUUGUAUGAAUCUCCCUGAGACGGUUACAAUUUCCUGCUGUCAUUCCUACAACUGGGACCAGAGUUUAAAGUUGAAGCUGUGUAUUGAAAUGUUUUCGAAGCAAAAAAAAAAGUAGGAUGCUUGCCUAAUGUUUAAGGAUACAGCUUUGUCGUCUGUGGAAAGUGAAUACCUCCUUCCCUCCCACACACGCCAAUACUAAUAUUAGUGCCUUGAAUCUGGCAAUGUAUGCGUAAAUGGUACAGUGAAGGUGCCGAUUGUCAGUCACUCCAUCGUCUCACUGCUGUUUGAUCAGCUUCUAGUUUACUGCAAUUCAACACACACAUGAGUUAUUUAAAAUUUAAAUAUUUGUGUCAGUAGCUCAAUGCAGUUUUGCUCCUGUUAUUUGCUGAGGGUCUGGCAGCAUCUCUGGAGAAAUGGAAUUGAACUGAAGAACUGAUCCAACUUGAAACCGUUUUUCCAGAGAUGCUGCCUGACCUGAUGAAUUGCACCUAUAUUUUGUGUCUAUCUUUGGUAUAAACCAGCAUCUGCAGUUCUUUCCCACACAUUGUAGAGGUUCCGUUAUUUUUGUAAGUUGGAGGACAUGGCUGGAUUUUUAAACAUUGGGGAUUACAUUUUGCGCAUGUUAUUUUAUGAAUCACUUAAAAGGGUCAAGAAUAAACAUGGAUCCAUUUUGUUAUCA